AGAAGCCAGGCAGGACACUGAAGCCACCCAAGCAGCUGCCGCUCUCUUUAGAGUUUCCGGAGCCCAAAGUGAUCAUGGCCCGGGUCAACGGAGCAUUCCUGGAUGUGCUGCUGCUUCUGCUGCUGCUGUCUGUUCAGACCCUGCCCCUAGUAGCAGCAGGAGAUCCACACAAUUGUGAUGCUCCGUUGGCUUCUUCUUUGCCUCAGUUAUCCUUCAGCAGCUCCUCACAGCUGUCCAGCAGUCAUGGCCCUGGCUUUGCAAGACUAAAUAGAAGAGAUGGAGCUGGUGGAUGGACACCGCUUGUAUCAAAUAAAUAUCAGUGGCUGCAGAUUGACCUUGGAGAACGAAUGGAGGUCACUGCUGUGGCCACCCAGGGUGGAUACGGGAGUUCUGACUGGGUGACCAGUUACCUCCUGAUGUUCAGUGAUGGUGGAAGGAACUGGAAACAGUAUCAUCAAGAAGAAAGCAUCUCGGGAUUUCCAGGAAACACAAAUGCAGACAGUGUGGUACAAUACAGUCUCCAGCCUUCCUUCCACACCAGGUUCCUGCGCUUCCUCCCCUUAACCUGGAACCCUAAAGGCAGGAUUGGGAUGCGGAUAGAAGUAUAUGGGUGUUCAUACAGCGAUGGAAACCUGCCCCCUGUUAAUUCUAUCAUGAACUUCACCUUAGGCAGCCUUCUGGAUGACUGGCACUGGCACUCUGUACUCAUUGAGCUCCAAAAUAUGCAUGUGAACUUCACCCUGGACAAAUACAUGCAUCAUGUUCAUGUGAACAAGGAAUCCAGUUACUUGGAUCUUAAUUUUGAGGUUGUUAGACAUUGUGGAAUUUAG
Molecule: messenger RNA, 830 nt
Organism: Mus caroli (Ryukyu mouse)
Lineage: Eukaryota; Metazoa; Chordata; Mammalia; Rodentia; Muridae
Source: RefSeq, a predicted model, not a curated record